AUGUCAGGUGUUGGCGAAGCGAAGGUCGCAAGCACACCAGAUGAAGGCGCUCACGCCGUAUUAUCAUCUGCCCUCAUGACCUCCUCCGUUGAGCUCAACACAUGGAGUUCCAUCAAGUCAUUGCGUGGAUUGAGCGUAUCGACUCCACCGGAAUCACCUGUUAGCGCAGCUCUUGCCUUCUCAGAAACAUACUGGCCGAGCAGUUUCCGUUGUCAUCAUCCGUCAUCCUUGACAACUUCCCAGCGACUGUUGAGGCUGCACAGGGUCCUCCUCUUUAAGGUGCUGGCGGAUAAAGUUGGCGUACCUUGCUGCGUUGUCCGUGGUCGAUUUUACACUGGCACGAAGGAUGAUGCAAGGGCCAAGAUUCGAGAUGAAAAUGGUUCAGAAUAUGUGGUUGAUCUAAUGAAAGCGCCAGGCCUUUUAGUCCCCGUUGCAAAUCUGGAAACGCCUACAAUUUCACCGAUUGCAAGUCCGGUUGGUGAAUAUUGUGAUGGGGGGACAGAGCUUUUUCCAGCGUUGGUGGCUUCUAUGGCGAAAUUACAGGGGAAUGAUGGACCAGGACCUGAUUCUCGGAAAACACGUUUUCGGCAAACGCCUCUGAGUGAUCAAUCUGGUCCUGAAAGUGGAUCAGAUGUCGGAAGCAGCAGCCCAAUGUUCCGUCCUGAAGACAGGAAGAACCGACGCAGAUCACCUUCCUGGACGGAUGGAUGGGGUUCCCCACAAGUUCCCAUGCUUGUUGCAGAUGUUGCCAAGGAGAAUCCAAGAUUUGCGCAGAGGCUAAAGGCUGUUCUGCAGUCUCCCGAUAAAGAAAAGCGACAGCUGUUUUCAGACAAUCAGGCUGUAGAAACAGAGGAAGCGAUGCUAGGAGCAGAUCAAACCAACAACGGCGAUAAUGCCUUGCAUUCAGAGGUGGCUGUGAAGAAGCUGAUAGACCAAGAAAUUCCAGCGGACGCAGUUGAAGAUUUCAAGUCUGAGGUUGCUAUGAUGCAUCGGCUGCGUCAUCCCAACAUUCUGCUUUUUAUGGGUGCAAUCAUUGACCCUCCACAUCUGUCAAUUGUGACAGAAUUUCUCCCGAGGGGAAGUAUUUUCCGACUGCUCACAAGGCCAAAUGCAUCUUCGAGCAUGGAUGAGCGGCGGCGGUUAAAGAUGGCACUAGAUGUCGCAAAGGGCAUGAAUUACCUUCACUGCUGCAACCCUCCUAUCGUGCACAGGGACCUCAAAUCUCAAAAUCUUCUUGUUGAUAAGAAUUGGGUCGUGAAGGUUUGUGACUUCGGCCUUUCAAAGAUCAAGCAUCAGACGUAUCUCUCGUCAAGGACUGCAGCAGGAACACCAGAGUGGAUGGCCCCAGAAGUGCUGCGUAAUGAACCUACAAAUGAGAAGAGUGAUGUUUACAGUUUCGGUGUAGUCCUUUGGGAGCUCUCGACAAUGCAACGCCCAUGGAGGGGCUUGAACGCCAUGCAAGUUGUUGGAGCUGUUGGAUUCCAGCAAAGGAGGCUGGAUAUACCAGCAUCAGUUGAUCCUGCUGUUUCAGGAAUCAUCAGAGCUUGCUGGGCAGAGUAUGUCCCAUAA
Messenger RNA from Closterium sp. Yama58-4, 1569 nucleotides. Lineage: Eukaryota; Viridiplantae; Streptophyta; Zygnematophyceae; Desmidiales; Closteriaceae. The record is from the annotation of a GenBank genome assembly.